AUGAGAAUAAUAAAGUUAACCUCAGUUGCAUUGGCGGUAAUUGUGAGUAUCAUGUGCUCGGACCGGUCGCGGCUGAACGCGGACGCGGCGGGCGCCGAGGGCGGCGCGCAGGCGCAGGGCUCGCCGUCGCCGUCGCCGUCGCCGCAGGCGUCGCCGUCGCAGCCGCCGCCGCCGCUCGCGCGCCACCUCUCCAAGUCGGCGUCGGACUUGAGCACGCGGCGCUGCUGCGAUGAACACGAUCAAGCGGGCGAGCGGCGCCCUGCUCCGACGUCGGCACCGGGGCCGUCGACGUCGCUCGCCGUCGCCGCCGCCGCCGCCUCCUCCGCCGCCGCCGCCUCCGCCGUCGCAGCCAAGACCUCCGCCCACAGCUUCUUCAGCACGCUCAAGGUCAGCCCUCUUCGCCACCGCCUUGCUGUGUAA
Molecule: messenger RNA, 420 nt
Organism: Gryllus bimaculatus (two-spotted cricket)
Lineage: Eukaryota; Metazoa; Arthropoda; Insecta; Orthoptera; Gryllidae
Source: the annotation of a GenBank genome assembly